UAAAAGUAGCAAGCCAUAGGAAUCGAAAGUAAAAGCGAUUUCAGAAGCUCGUUAACUCAAUGGAGAAAUCUCAAUCUCACGUAGUGAUCUUUCCAUUUCCACUGCAAGGCCACAUCAAACCCUUGCUAUGCUUAGCAGAGCUUCUCAGCCAUGCAGGCCUUCACGUCACCUUCGUCAACACCCGCCACAACCACAACCGCUUAGCGAACCUCCGUGCCCUCUCCGCCCACUUCCCCACCCUCCACUUCGAGUCCAUCUUGGACGGUCUCCCCGAUGACCACCCACGCACUUUGGGCAGCGAGUUGUUGAUCGCAUUGAAGACAUCAAUUAAGCCUCAUUUUAAGGAGCUGCUCCAGUCAUCCCUUAAGGCCAACGGUGUUGCGCUGCCGCCGCCAACAUGCAUUAUAACAGAUGGACUUGUGACUUUUGCCUUUGAUGUUGCAGAAGAGUUGGGGUUGCCCAUACUUAGUUUUGAUGUUGGUUGUGCUCCUUACAUGUGGACUUGUCUUUGUCUCCCCAACCUCAUCGAACAAGGCCAGCUUCCUUUCCCAGAUGAUGACAUGAAUGCGGAAAUCACCGGCGUCCCGGGAAUGGAAGGCCUUCUGCGACGUGUAGAUUUACCUGGUUUUUGCCGGGUAAAACAAUCGAGCCACCCGGCUCUCCAAUUCGCCAUCCACGAAACUCAGACACAAAAACGAGCUUCAGCUCUAAUCCUCGACACCAUUUACGAACUUGAUGCUCAGUGUCUAUCCCAUAUGGCAACCAUGUUCCCCAAAAUUUACACUCUCGGCCCUCUCCACUCUCUCCUACAUUCUCAAAUCGGCGACGUCUCGCGAUUAUUAGCAUCACACGGCGGUCUUGGGAAGGGGGAUCCAAAUUGCAUGACAUGGCUCGACUCUCAGCCAACCAAAUCGGUUCUUUAUGUCAGCUUCGGAACCCUAGUGACCUUGACACGUACCCAAAUCAUAGAGUUUUGGUACGGUCUGGUCAACAGUGGGCACCCGUUCUUGUGGGUUCUACAGUCCGACAUCACUUCGGGUUUAGGUGAAGACCCGAUUCCCAUCGAGCUUGAAAUUGGGACAAAAGAAAGAGGGUGCAUAGUGAAUUGGGUCUCGCAAGAGGAAGUCUUGGCUCACAAGUCAUUGGGUGGGUUCUUGACCCACAACGGAUGGAAUUCUACAGUAGAGAGCAUUGUAGCAGGAAUUCCUAUGAUUUGUUGGCCUUAUUUAGGGGAUCAGCACAUCACUAGCAGAAGUGUUUGUGAGAAGUGGAAGAUUGGUCUUCGAUUGAAAGAAAACUGUGACAGAAAGGACAUUGAAACCAUUAUAAGAAUGCUGCUGGAAUUUAAGAGGGGAGAGAUUCAGAGCUCAAUGGACACAAUUUCAAAAGUUGCUUGUGAUAGUGUUGCGAAAGGUGGAUCUUCAAACCACAACUUGGAGAUGCUAAUCCAAGACAUUAGGAAUAUGCCUACAAGACCACAGUGAGAGGGCUAGGGAUUAAACUGGUUCCACGUUAUUCCUUAUUGGGUAAUUUUAAUUUUUUUUUUCUCUUUUGUAUUAAGUUGUUGCUUUGUGAAUUUUGUGAUGCUUGUAAUUUUGUGAUUACCUAGCCAGACAGAUGACUAAGAAAUCACCAUUGUUAAUUUAUAAUUAUUUGUUUGUAAUUCAUUUGCCUGGCUGCAAUUAUCAAUAAAACUGGAAAGGA
Molecule: messenger RNA, 1704 nt
Organism: Rosa rugosa (rugosa rose)
Lineage: Eukaryota; Viridiplantae; Streptophyta; Magnoliopsida; Rosales; Rosaceae
Product: 7-deoxyloganetic acid glucosyltransferase-like
Exons: 2
Coding region: 60-1484 (474 amino acids)
Molecular function (GO): UDP-glycosyltransferase activity
Source: RefSeq, a predicted model, not a curated record